Penicillium alfredii is the source of this 2106-nucleotide messenger RNA. RefSeq lists its product as uncharacterized. The coding region runs from base 1 to 2106 and encodes 701 amino acids. The transcript has 5 exons. Gene Ontology annotation, molecular function: serine-type peptidase activity. Lineage: Eukaryota; Fungi; Ascomycota; Eurotiomycetes; Eurotiales; Aspergillaceae. Gene Ontology annotation, biological process: proteolysis. The record is from RefSeq and is a predicted model, not a curated record.
AUGAGAUUCGGUCCGAGUGUGAUCUUUUCUUGCUUGGCCGGUCUUUCGGUGGCAGCGCAAUCAUAUGAUGAGGAUGCUUGCAGUCAAAUCCACAGCCGGGUUGCGAACCCGGGCAAUGACAACCCCUUAGUCACUUUUCCAGGCCAGUUGGCUCUCCGCUGUUUGCGGUCGAUGCCUUUUGAGUCGAAGCUGGCUGUGUCCUUUGUGAAGGAGUAUCGCAAAUAUUUGCAAUUCCACUCGACCCUAGAGACCCUCAAGAACCCACCCUCAGGCUAUCAGAUGCCACCGACCGAUUUGAUGGGAGGAUUGAACGCAAUUCAAGAGAAGGCUGCGGCCAAUCACUACAAGAACCAGUACGAAUUCGACUCAGAUCUGCAAACACUGGUCACCUCGGCGUACGACGGCCAUCUGUCUGCGGAUUUUUGCUCGCACUCCAUCUUUACGUUCCGAAAUGAGCCGCCUUUGGUGUCGAUUUCCACCAACGGGAUCGAUCUCCCAAAAAUCUACACAACUGAGGAUGCUCGGCUGUUGAGCUCUCACCCGCACAAAGUCUCUCCGGUCCAGUCCAUCAACGGAGUCGACGUGGUCAAGCAUAUGAAAAGGAUUUCAAUAUACCAGAAACCGCAGGACUUGGACGCUCUCUACAACACCCUCUUUCACUCGAACGCAAUGAGUAUCGGCAGUACCGGCAACAGCAGUAUGUUCGCUGGAUAUUACAGCUCGACCACCCGAUGGCCCGGCGGAUCCCAAAUUCUGCGCUUUGCGAACGGCUCCAAGACCGACUCGGAAACUAUCGUGCAUUUAAGAGAGUUCCCAUGGCAGAACACCACGGCCUUGUAUGAGAAUUUCUGUGUUGCAAACAAGGACUCGUCUUCCAGCCAGUCAGGCUCAGAAGCUCACCCGCUGCCGCUGCCAGAUGGAUAUCCCGAACCAUUCGUCCGAGACAACUUCAACCGGAUCAUGGGCUUCUUCCCCGAACAUUCUGGCCUCAAGGAUAUCGCGGUGCUGAGCGUCCCGAGCUUCCAGGUUCAGGGUGCGACGUCAGACGGGAAAUUGCCCGACACGGAGAUCGUCGACUUCUCCAACACUGCCCGUGAUUUUCUCGCGAAUGCCACCGACAAGGGUAAGAAGAAGAUGAUCGUCGAUUUGUCGGGCAAUCCUGGUGGUAGUGUCCUGGCUGGCGAUAAUCUGUUCCGCAUGUUCUUCCCAGACAAGGUACCCUACUCGGCUGGGCGGUUCCGGGCUCACGAUGCCGUCAAUUUGCUUGGAAAAGUUGCUUCUCCUAUUGUUCAACGGCCCGACUCUAUUCUGAAGGGGUUUCCUCCAUUUGACUGGACAUCGAUGGUCCAACCGGACCAGAAGAAAGGAUUCAAGUCGUGGAAAGAUUUAUACUCCCCGCGGAAUAUCUCGGGAGUCGAGUCCUCCAGUCUCUUUGCCACCAAUUUCUCGCGCGUUUCCGAGCACGAAGUUCCCAUCAAUGGUUACGGCAAUGUGAUGCUCAACCCGUCUAAAGCGGCCUUUGAGCCCGAGGACAUCAUCAUGAUCACCGAUGGCUACUGCGCAUCUACCUGCACUGUCUUCGCCGAGCUCAUGAAAGAGCAGGGUGUCCGGACCAUCGCUUUUGGCGGCCGCCCGCAAUUUGCUCCGAUGCAGGGCCUGGGCGGGACCAAGGGCGCGCAGGUGCUUCAGUUCUCCCAGAUUGCGUCAAUCCUGCCCAUGGCCAAAUCCCUGGCCAAGCAGACGCUGAACAAAGAGGAAUACAAGAAGUGGGAGCGCGUGGUGCCUAUCCCUCUCAAGGACUUCCCUCUGACGCUGUACUCGGGCGGGGUGAACCUCCUGAGUGCGUUUAGCUCUAAGAACGACAAGGUUCCGCGCCAGUUUGUCUACGAAGCUGCCGAAUGCCGCCGCUUCUUUACCGCUGAGAACAUCGACAAGCCCGUGUCUAUCUGGUCUGCUGCCGCCGACUCCAUGUUCCAUGGUGGUCCCUGUGUGCCGUUUUCAACUAAUGGCACCGGCAGUCUUCAUCCCGAGGAGAAAUCGACUAAUGAGAAGCUGAUUUCGCUGUUUUUGGAGUUCCUGUCGGGCUUUAAAGCUCACAUUGUUUAG